This is a messenger RNA of Pieris macdunnoughi, 246 nucleotides long. Lineage: Eukaryota; Metazoa; Arthropoda; Insecta; Lepidoptera; Pieridae. The record is from the annotation of a GenBank genome assembly.
AUGAAGCGGGCAGCGAUCGACUUCAAUUUCUUCAACGAUCAUAAAUUCGAAGAGUACUUCAAAGACGACAAUAAUUCUGAUGAAAAGGAAACUGGCGUGGCGUACAAAGAGACGCCGGUUAUAGUGAAGGCUAGCACCAUUCGACACGAAAUAGGCUACGGGCUAUUUGAAUUUGGACCUAGGGGGAACAUUAUGGAGGAGUUGGUCAUAACAACAAGGCAGAAAGACCCGUUCUCUAAAAAAUGA